This is a messenger RNA of Physella acuta, 1913 nucleotides long. Its product is annotated as U1 small nuclear ribonucleoprotein 70 kDa. Gene Ontology annotation, biological process: mRNA splicing, via spliceosome. The record is from RefSeq and is a predicted model, not a curated record. Lineage: Eukaryota; Metazoa; Mollusca; Gastropoda; Physidae. Gene Ontology annotation, cellular component: U2-type prespliceosome; U1 snRNP; precatalytic spliceosome. Gene Ontology annotation, molecular function: U1 snRNA binding; mRNA binding.
AUCAAUGGUUGGAACUUAACACUCGCCUGCGCAGCCAGGAACGUGGUAAAGCCGCGUGAAACGGAAGAAAACAACAUUGUUCGUCUGUUGAGAGUUUAGUUAGACAAAGGCAACUAUUUCAAGUUACAAAUAAGGAUUUAAAGUAAUGUAUUUUUAGUGCAGCCUGACAAUUAGAUCAAGAAGAUGACACAAUAUCUACCCCCAAAUUUACUAGCCCUAUUUGCGGCGAGAGAUCCAUUGCCGUAUCUUCCACCAGCCGACAAGCUUCCUCACGAGAAGAAGAGGGUACCGUACCAAGGAGUUUCUUCCUUUUUAGACGGGUUUGAGGAUCCCAAAGAUACUCCACCACCCACUAGGGUAGAAACAAGAGAUGAAAGGAAAGAAAGAAAGAGAAAAGAAAGACAAGAGCAGCAUGCAUACAAGUUGGAGCAAGAUUUAGCUUUGUGGGACCCUGGCAGUAAUGCAAGUUGUACUAUGGACCCAUUUAAGACACUUUUUGUGGCCAGAAUUAACUUUGAUACAAGUGAAUCAAAACUUCGAAGAGAAUUUGAAGUCUUUGGACCCGUAAAAAAGAUCUGUCUCAUUAAUGAUCGCAACUCAGGCAAACCAAGGGGAUAUGCAUUUAUUGAGUAUGAACAUGAGAGGGAUAUGCACUCGGCAUACAAGCAUGCAGAUGGUAAAAAAAUUGAUGGUAGAAGAGUAUUGGUUGAUGUGGAGAGGGGACGUACAGUUAAAGGAUGGAGACCUAGAAGAUUAGGUGGUGGACUUGGUGGCACACGCAAGGGUGGCCCAGAUGAAAAUACAAGAUUUUCUGGCAGAGAUGAAUUUGGUGCUGGUGCUGGUAGUGAAAGAGGAGGAUUCCGCAAUGCAGUUGAAGAUGAACGUGGUGUCGGCGGCGGUGGUGGUGGUGGCAGACGAGUUGAGCGAUCGAGAAGCCGUGAAAGGAGACGUAGAAGUAGGAGCAAAGAACGUCCUCGGCGGAGCAGGAGCAGGGAGAGAAUCCGACGCUCUCGUAGCAGGGAAAGGAAACGUAGUCGUGAACCAAGACCAGAAGCUGAGGUUAUUCCUGAUGAAGAGGAAGGUGCAGUUGCACGUAGAGAAAAGAAAAGAAGCAGACGAAGUCGUUCACGUGACAGAGACCGUGAAAGGCGCAGAAGUAGAUCCAGAGACAGAAAACGAAGCAAACGAUCCCGGUCAAAGGAACGCAAGUUUAAGAUCAAAGAAGAAGAACAACAGCAAGGCCAGUGGGUGGGUGGAGAUGAGGAUGGAUUGAAUGGUAACCAAGAGGUGAAUGAAGAAGGUUUUCCUGAAAGUAUUCGUGUCAAAGAAGAGAAAGCAGAUGCCUAUGUUGGUUAUGGUGGAGAUGGACAACAAAGAAUUGAUGAUGAGGAAGAAUUUGAAGAAGGCGAGGCUCAGUGAUAACUCAAGCUUUUUAAAAGUUUUUAUCCAUUCAAUGUAGAAAGCCCUUUUAAUCUUCCCUCUCUUCACUUAGUGACUGGUAUCUGAUUAGGUCUUUUUUAAAGAAACAAUAGGCUGUUGAGCAGAUAUCCAUUAUUUUCUUUAAUUUUCAAAGAAGCUUACAACUCUCACUGUUGUGUUUGAUGGUCCUAGCAGUUUUUAAAAUUAUUUCAUGUAUCAUUUGUUUUAAUUUGUUUUGACGAUCAGUUGAUGUACUCACAUGAAAUGUUCUGAUUUGUGGUGACAAUUUGAAUAUUUCAUUUAAGUGAGCCAAUAGCUCAAAAUAUAUUUUUUAAAUAACAUUAGUGAAUAAAGAGUAGGUAAGUAUCAAUUUCUGUAACUUUUCCAAUUUACUCCUGAAAGAUGCUCUGUUACUUGAUUGCAAGUUUUUAAGUUCUGUAUAAUAGUAGGCUCAAUGUUAUUUUAGGUGGACAAUAAAACAUUUGUAAUAAGAA